Rhea pennata is the source of this 1368-nucleotide messenger RNA. It is a transcript of the gene KCNJ4, whose product is annotated as potassium inwardly rectifying channel subfamily J member 4. Lineage: Eukaryota; Metazoa; Chordata; Aves; Rheiformes; Rheidae. The record is from RefSeq and is a predicted model, not a curated record. The transcript has 2 exons. Gene Ontology annotation, cellular component: plasma membrane. Gene Ontology annotation, molecular function: inward rectifier potassium channel activity. Gene Ontology annotation, biological process: potassium ion import across plasma membrane; regulation of monoatomic ion transmembrane transport. The coding region runs from base 1 to 1368 and encodes 455 amino acids.
AUGAUAAAGCAAGCCAUGGGCAGCGUUCGAGUCAACCGCUACAGCAUUGUCUCAACUGAAGAGGAUGGACACAAAGUCUCUGCACUGGGCAGCAUGAAUGGGCAUAGCCGGAACGGGAAGGGCCAUGCCCCCCGGCGGAAGCACCGCAACCGCUUUGUGAAGAAGAACGGCCAGUGCAACGUCUAUUUUGCCAACCUGAGCAACAAAUCUCAGCGCUACAUGGCUGACAUCUUCACCACAUGUGUGGACACGCGCUGGAGGUACAUGCUCAUGAUCUUCUCCGCUGCCUUCCUGGUUUCUUGGCUCUUCUUUGGCUUCCUUUUCUGGUGCAUCGCUUUCUUCCAUGGUGACCUCAACACACCAGCAGUGGCAGGGGGCCCCUCUCUCCUCAAGCCCUGCAUCAUGCAUGUGAACAGCUUCCUAGGGGCUUUUCUUUUCUCAGUGGAAACCCAGACAACCAUUGGAUAUGGCUUCCGCUGUGUGACUGAGGAGUGCCCACUGGCCAUCAUGGCAGUUGUGGUCCAGUCCAUCGUGGGCUGUGUGAUUGACUCUUUCAUGAUUGGUACCAUCAUGGCCAAGAUGGCAAGGCCCAAGAAACGGGCCCAGACCCUCCUUUUCAGUCACCAUGCGGUCAUUUCUGUGCGGGAUGGCAAACUGUGCCUCAUGUGGCGAGUAGGCAACCUGAGGAGAAGUCACAUUGUGGAGGCCCAUGUCCGGGCCCAGCUCAUCAAGCCCUACAUGACAGAGGAAGGAGAAUACCUCCCCCUGGAUCAGCGGGACCUCAAUGUGGGCUACGAUGUGGGCCUUGAUCGUAUAUUUUUGGUUUCACCCAUUAUCAUUGUUCAUGAGAUCGAUGAGGAGAGCCCGCUCUAUGGGAUUGGGAAGGAGGAGCUGGAGACAGAGAACUUUGAGAUUGUUGUUAUCCUGGAGGGAAUGGUAGAAGCCACAGCCAUGACCACACAGGCACGAAGCUCUUACCUCGCUAGUGAAAUCCUUUGGGGCCACCGUUUUGAGCCAGUUGUGUUUGAGGAGAAGAACCACUACAAGGUGGAUUACUCACGCUUUCACAAGACCUAUGAGGUGGCUGGAACACCUUGCUGCUCAGCCCGGGAGCUUCAAGAAAGCAAGAUGACUAUCCUACCUUCUCCCCCACCUCCCAGUGCCUUCUGCUAUGAGAACGAGUUGGCUCUUGUCAGUCAAGACGAAGAUGAAGAUGACGACGAAGUGGGUGUGGCAUUAGGGGGCAGCACAAAGGAAGAGGGAGGUGUCAUCCAGAUGAUGGAUUUUGGAAGCCAUCUGGAUUUGGAGCGGCUCCAGGCAACUUUGCCACUAGAUACAAUCUCAUACCGCAGGGAGUCGGCCAUCUAA